Messenger RNA from Castor canadensis (American beaver), 4716 nucleotides. Lineage: Eukaryota; Metazoa; Chordata; Mammalia; Rodentia; Castoridae. The record is from RefSeq and is a predicted model, not a curated record.
UAGGGCUCCUUUUAUGGCUUUGCUUUAAUCAUCUGGUUGAAAUUGCUCAAGGUGUGGAAGGCCUUUGCUUGUGUGUCUGUCUGUCGCAGUAAUUUGAUUAAAUUGCUUGUCCCUGGACCAGUAGAGUCAGGGGACCUCUAUGUGUAUGUGGGGCAAAGCCCUGAUUACCAUGCUCAGAAAGGUCUCUUGCUGGACUAUUGCUCUUUCAGCAAGAUCACAGGUGCCCUUUACGGCAAGGAUCAUUACAGGGCUCAUUUGUGGAAUAUACAUCCAUUUUAAUGGCCCCAAAGCCAAAGAAAUAGCUGGGUAUGCCUGAGAGGAGAAUGGGAGACAGCUGAACACAACCAAAUGGUAUUCUAAAUUUUAUAGUCGACAGGAUGGGUAGAGACAAGUUAUAAGGAGGAUCACAAAGGGUGAGGGAGAUCUCAUUCAAACCCAGUCCUGGAUGGCCUGAAAGUAGAAAGAAGGGGAGAAAUAGAAAGCUUAGCCAUUAGCCAGCCAUCAGUCAAGUGCUCUCAGGAGAAGUUGGGACCCCAGUUAGAUGGGAAUGUGGUCUUGAGAGGAGAUGGUAGGUACUAGCUGAAGUUGGUCAGACACCAGCCUUUCCUUCUUCUGGUUCCAGAGUGGUCUUUCCUUGACACUCAUAGCCACAUCUCUUCCUUUCUAGCCUGAUCAAGACUGACGAUGGCCCCACUGGUUGCCGUGGUGUCCAGUCCCCGUGCUCGGCUCUUUGCCUGCCUCCUCAGGCUAGGCACUCAGCAGGCUGGACCUCUCCAGCUGCACACAGGGGCCAGCUGCGCAGCCAAAAACCACUAUGAGGUGCUGGUGCUGGGUGGGGGCAGCGGUGGGAUCACCAUGGCCACCCGCAUGAAGAGGAAAGUGGGUGCAGAGAAUGUGGCUAUUGUUGAACCCAGUGAGAGACAUUUCUAUCAGCCAAUCUGGACACUGGUGGGAGCUGGUGCCAAACAGUUGUCCUCAUCUGGUCGUCCCACAGCAAGUGUGAUUCCAUCUGGUGUAGAGUGGAUCAAAGCCAGUGUGGUUGAGCUGAACCCAGAGAGGAAUUGCAUCCACACUGACAAUGGCAAGCAGAUCUCCUACAAAUAUCUUAUUAUUGCUCUUGGAAUCCAACUGGACUAUGAGAAGAUUAAAGGUCUACCUGAAGGUUUUGAACACCCCAAAAUAGGGUCCAAUUAUUCAGUUAAGACUGUAGAGAAGACAUGGAAAGCUCUGCAGGACUUCGAGGAGGGAAAUGCUGUGUUUACCUUCCCUAAUACCCCGGUGAAGUGUGCGGGAGCCCCCCAGAAGAUCAUGUAUUUAUCAGAAGCAUACUUCCGGAAGACUGGGAAGCGAUCCAAGGCCAAUAUCAUUUUCAACACUUCUCUUGGAGCAAUUUUUGGGGUUAAGAAGUAUGCAGAUGCCCUGCAGGAGAUCAUCCGUGAGAGGAUGAUCACUGUUAACUACAAGCAAAACCUUAUUGAAGUUCGAGCUGACAAACAAGAGGCUGUUUUUGAGAACCUGGACAAACCUGGAGAGACCCAAGUGAUUUCAUAUGAAAUGCUUCAUGUCACGCCACCAAUGAGUCCACCAGACGUCCUAAAGACGAGUCCUGUGGCUGAUGCUGGUGGCUGGGUAGAUGUGGAUAAAGAAACUCUGCAGCACAAGAAAUACCCAAAUGUGUUUGGGAUUGGGGAUUGCACCAAUCUUCCUACGUCAAAGACUGCUGCUGCAGUAGCUGCCCAAUCAGGAAUACUUGAUAGAACAAUUUCUCUGAUUAUGAAAAAUCAAACACCAGUGAAAAAGUAUGAUGGGUACACAUCAUGUCCACUGGUGACUGGCUACAACCGUGUGAUUCUUGCGGAGUUUGACUACACAGCUCAACCACUGGAAACCUUCCCCUUCAAUCAGGCCAAAGAGCGACUUUCGAUGUACCUCAUGAAGGCUGACCUUAUGCCUUUUCUGUAUUGGAAUGUGAUGCUAAGGGGCUACUGGGGAGGACCAGCCUUUUUGCGGAAGUUGUUUCAUCUGGGUAUGAGUUAAGGAUGGUUCAACACUUGCUUUCCUGGAUGGUUUCUAGGCUCAAACCAUAGCUACUUUCCCAAAAUGGCAUGAAGGAAUCUGAACUUAACCCUGUAAGGAAUUUGCUGGAUAUGGCAACGUUUUCAUACCUCUGAACAGACACCAUGUGGGCAGCCUAGGAUGGGCUUGAUUCUUUGGAAAUAAUCAAGUGAAAGAAUAGACUUCUGUUUUCUAAAUAAAAGUUUGUCAUUGAUUGAUUUCUAUGAGAAAAUUCUAUUUUCAAAAGUAGGAAUGAAAAGUUAUAGUACUUAGGAGACAAAGAUGGUGUUGAUGGGAUAGCUGACUUGUUAUCUACCAUGAAUGUUCAAUGUAGAGCUGGUGUAAUUUUACAAAUUCUAUUUGAGUCAUAGAAAAGAAUGAUCCCAAGGACAAUAUUGCUUCAGACACAGUGGCAGCCCUGAACACUGCUGCUUAGAACACCUGUGCAGAUCACAGCAUGGUGGACUGAGAGAGUCCAGCUGCCUUUCUGGUUCCUCCACUCUGUGUCAAGGCCAGUGACUGACACCAUGGGGUACUAGUGCCUACCCAUUCCUUGGGAUAUGGGACUCCUGUACUGGGAAAUUUUGGCUCCGGGAAUCCCCAUUAGCCUGGCUGAAACUCUCUUAUAGCUGAAUCUGAGCUUUUCCUGUCCCAUUCGUGUUUCUUUCCUUUCCUUUUCACCAGGAGUUCAACCUCCAUCAUGAUCUGAUUGGGCACCCUACCUUCUGUUCCUUCUUCUUUAUCCUUCAUUGGCAUUCCCCCUCCUAAAUCUCUUGCAAAUUAGAUUCUUUCAUGGCACUUAUUUCUCAGAGAACAUACUCACCAUAAUGUCAGAUUAGAGGAAUCCAAAUUUUGUGGCAAGCAUUUGUUUAAUUCAGUCCCAAUUUGGGCCAACAAAAUCUUGAAUGAGUUUGCAUUGGAAGUGUUGCAGGAAGUAGUUUAUUUGAAGUUCAGCAGCAGCUUCAAAAUAACUUUCUCCCAAUCAGUUGAUUGUAGACAUUUAGUUUCAGUCAAUCUGGCAUUUUAAGGCUGGGCACAUUUCAUAUUUAUAAAUGAUCCCAAGGGGAAAGGCAUACCAAUGUAUAUAAUGUCUUAGAUUUUAUAACACUUUAGAGUUCAAACUCUUUUCUGUGGUACUAGGAUUGCCAACUCUCUCUAGUCUCCUGGAGUUCUCCUGAUGACUUUAGAUAUUCAGAUAUUUACUCAUUCAUUCAACAAAUAUUUACUGAGUACUUACUGCCUGCUAAGUAUUAUUUUUGGCCCAGGGGAUGUAAUGAUGAAUCCGGCAGAUUAGGGCCCUGCUCACAUUUUUGUGGCUCCUAUGACUGUUUCUUCAGGGAUCUUGUUGAGUGAGGCUUGGCUUGAUUUGGGGAGGAGACUUCCUUUAGUGAUACCCAUUCUGGGAAAGAGUAGGGUGCCACCCUAGCAACAGGUCCCUUACCUGGUUAUAAAGAUGGAAGAUGCUUUCCAGAGUGGCCAUACAUCUUGGUUUGCCUGUGAAAUUCCUGCUUACCACCUGCUGUCCUGGCCAAACUAUUGAUGGAAGUCUUUUUUUAUGCUCUAAGAUGUCUCUCUUUGGAUUAUAGAUUAUAACCAUUCUGAUGGUGACCCUCCCCCAGCACAUUCUCAGAACAGGAAGGUAGUGCUACUAAUGGUGCUUGUACAGGGCAGGCCACUUCCUUUGCUUUCACACCAUUCCUGAACCAAGCAGGGAUGGAAUUAGUUUGCCAUGUUAUCUGAAUCUCUAGCAAAGAAACUUUGUGCCUUUAUGGAAUUCCUUCCUGAGAUUCCAGCAGUCUUGCUCCUGGUGGGCUGUUUACUCUUGCUGGGUUGUGAGUUCACCCAGGUGAUCCUCCUCUGCAGGGUCCAGGAAGGCCAGGGAAUAAUUCUGUUAGGACUCUCUCCUUGGAUGUGGGCAGAAGUACUAGCAAGGCUGGUUUCUUCAUUUUCAGAGAAUGGGGCUCUGAUCCCUGGAAACAGCUGAGACUCUGGAUGGAGUGAUUUUGAAAUCACUUGCAGAGUUAACUCAUGUUUCUUGGUUUAAGAUUUUUUUUUUUGGCUGCACUGGAGUUUGAACUCAGAGCCUCAGGCUUGCUAGGCAGCCAUUGUUACUGCUUCAGUCAUUCCCCCCAGCCCUAACUCACAUCUUUUGGGCCUUUUAUGACAAUGCAGUCUGAACAAAACUUUCAAAUACCAGGGAGUUUCUUCAGAGAUCAUGUUAUUUUGGGCAGAAUUUAUUGCCAAGGCUGGAGAGGGCAGUGACUGCACUGGCUGGUGCCAUGGUCCCCAGUUUCACUUCCCUGAUCUGGAGAAGAUAAAAAUGGUGCUCAAUUCCAGAAAACUGUAGCCUUUGAAACCAUAUCAUCUUAUCCACAAAUGUAUGGUUGGCAAAGGGAGAAGCCUCUCCUUGGGGCUGCUUUUACAAAUAGGAGCAAGCAGCAAGAAGAGGAGGUAAGACCAGGUUUAGGGUAAGGGAGGGGGCGUUGCUCCGAGGGCAGUGACUCUGGAUGAUGGUGCCUCUGGAUGGUGGUGAGAUUGGAGAUUUUGCCCUGUGGUGGGGUCCAGCCUUACAUAGAUGCCUUCAGAGUAUAGAACUGAUACCAGAGGCUACUGGGAUAUAGGGAAGGAAGCUAGACUUAAGCCAGUUGUGGGAAUACAGGA